AUGGGUGUCCAGAAGACCAUUAUCCAAGAGGGCAACGGCCCAUCCCCUAAGAAGGGCGACACCGUUACCAUGGAGUACACGGGCUGGCUGAAGGAUGCCCAAUCCGACAAGGGCAAACAGUUUGACAGCACAACUGGCCGCGGUCCAUUCCAGACCCAGAUCGGUGUCGGCCGUGUCAUCAAAGGCUGGGAUGAGGGUGUUGUGCAAAUGAAGCUUGGCGAGAAGGCCAGGUUGGACAUCACCAGCGACUUUGCUUACGGAAACCAGUCAUUCCCUGGUCUGAUCCCUCCUAACUCUGACCUUAUCUUCGAGGUCGAGCUUAAGAAGAUCAACUAA
Messenger RNA from Bipolaris zeicola 26-R-13, 336 nucleotides. RefSeq lists its product as uncharacterized. The record is from RefSeq and is a predicted model, not a curated record. Bases 1 to 336 code for a protein of 111 amino acids. Lineage: Eukaryota; Fungi; Ascomycota; Dothideomycetes; Pleosporales; Pleosporaceae. Gene Ontology annotation, molecular function: peptidyl-prolyl cis-trans isomerase activity. The transcript has 3 exons.